AUGGUGUCAAACAGGAGCUGCCUCCGCGUGGUGGCGCUGAUUCUUGGCCUGGCAAUGGCAGUGGUGGCGCAGCAGACGGCUCGCCUCGACAAUGGCUACGAUCCCAACCCCAACCCGCAGGCGGUGGUGUUGGAUGCACGCAAGCAGGCGCGCUUUACCGUGCUGACCUCGGCCGUGAUCCGUAUGGAAUUCAGCCGUGCUGGCCAGUUUGUGGACGUGCCCUCGUACAGCUUUGUCAACAGAAACUUGCCCCGGCCCUCCUUUACUGCCAAUGUAUCUACGGAUAUCGUGACCAUUGAAACAGCCGAUCUCCUCGUCACCUACAAGCCAUCAUCGCAGGCCAGGAGCAACGACUGUGGCACCGUCUAUCCUGGGCACGAUGCUAACUGCGGCGACAUUUGUGGCAACCAUCGAACAGCUACUCAACCGUAUAACAUUUCCUCACAAGAUGCCUGCUGUGCUGCCUGUAACCUCGAUCCCACUUGCAAUGUUUGGGUCUGGACCGGCGCCGACUGCUACACACUGCGUGAUGCAUUGGCGCCCGUCGCUCGGAGUGACCGGACAGUCGGCGGCACCUUCUCUGGUGGAUUCACAGAUGAGACGUUGAGCAUUCGCGUUAAAUCAACUGGCGUGUCCUGGGUGCCAUCGAUGCUCCCCACUGGCAACCUGCUUGGCACAAUCUACUCGCUCGACGGAGUUACGGGCGCAACCAACAUCAACUGCAGCUCCAGUGGCCAAGCUACAUCCAAUGGCGACUGCACCCUUGCCCCCAUCUCUCGCGAUGGCUGGGCCCUCUAUGAUGACUCGGGCAACUGGGUCAUCAACGCCUCCACCGCCUGGCUACACUCGCCCCCACCCAAUCACCAAGACCUGUACUUCUUUGGUCACGGCCGCGAUUAUCGUCGUGCCGUCAAAGAUUUUACCAAGGUGGCCGGGGGCGUGCCCAGCUUCCCACGCUUCGUCUUGGGCGUCUGGUGGUCACGCUACUGGCCAUACACCGCUGAAGAUUUGAUGGAGAUUGCUGAAGGCUACAAGUCCCGAAGCAUCCCAUUGGAUAUCCUGGUGUCUGACAUGGCCUGGCACUUUCACAACGAAUCCAAAAUCGAUUGGGGUGGCUAUCAAUGGUCCCCAUCGCUGUUUCCAGAGCCGGAUAACUUUCUGGCCAGCCUCAACGCAAACAACCUGCAUACCGUGCUUAACCUGCACCUGAAUGCCGUCCAAGCCGGCGUAGCUCCCAGCUACCAUGCCUUUGCCGAGGCCCUUGGCAUUGAUCCGAGCCUGGGCUUUGAUAUCCCAUCGGCCAAUUUGUCCUACCCCUACAACCAGAGUGUGGCCGAUCUGUUGAAGCAAGAUCCCACUUUUGCUCGAGCUUACCUAGACAUUGCGCUCGACGAUGUCGGCAUGGGCUGGUGGUGGCUUGAUGAUGUGCCCUCUUGGACCGCUCGCUUACUAUACGAGCACUCGGUCGGCCGCGUUCAAGGGACAGCCAAGGGCUUGGCUUUCUCACGUUGGGGCGGCUUGGGCUCCCACCGCUACCCGAUCGGCUUUAGCGGCGAUGUCUACAUUGCAUGGUCCUCCUUGGCCUUUCAGACAGCCUUCACGGUUGCUUACAUUGGCGGGCAUCGCUCUCACCACGAUGAACAAGCUUAUGAUGGCGAGCUGUAUCUGCGCUGGCUGCAAUGGGGCUCUUACGCACCAAUCUUGCGAACACAUCCUCAGCCGGAUCCACGCGUGGAGCGUCGUCCAUGGGGCUGGCCCAUUCCAUUGAACGACUACAUGGCCGAUGCCAUGCGACUGCGCGCCCGCCACGUGCCCCUGCUGUACACUGCCCUGCAAGACUUUACAUACACUGGCGUGUCACCCCUGCACGGUGUUUACUUUGAUUAUCCGGAGGAAGAUGGGGCCUAUCUCUUCAACGACACCUUUGUCUUCUGUGAUCACUUGUUUGUCGCCCCGGUGACGGCACCCGUGGAGAAUGCGACACAACUGGCCUCGCGAUCUUUUUGGCUACCACCGGGCACAUGGAUUGACCUGGUGAAUCAGACGAUUGUACAGGGUGGCCGUGUUCGGAACACGAAAUACACCAUGUUUGAGACGCCGGCGUUUGUGCGCGCUGGGUCUGUCCUACCAAUGGGACCCACGGUCACACCCGAGAAUGCCUGGGGCUAUGCCCUGGACCCCCCCGCUUCGUUGCACUGGCACAUCUAUGCCUAUAAUUCAACGCGAGGCCAGGGUCGCGUGAUUGACGAAAAGCAGGGGGGCUUGAACAUGACCUAUUCACGCUCAGGCAACACGUUUACACUGGAGGUUACGCAGAGCACCGCCGCCACCUGGGAGCACGUGUUUACUUUUCCACAGGCGAUGCCCAUCGCGCAUGCAUCCAGCAAUGUGCAAAUCCAAGAGUAUGAUGCUGCGGCAUUGACGGCGCGCGCGGUUAUCAUCUGCUCGUCCUAUGCCUGCAAUGCCACGGUGGCUUUCAACGCGACUCAAGACUUUGAGCUGCUUGCCUCGACGCCGUUUGUUUCGCUGCGCAAACGCGCACACGUCAUCAAGCAGACGGUCGAUUAUCAGGAGACGCAGCCAGCCCAGGAAGCGACGCAGCUGUAUGCCCUGGUCAACAGCAUUGCCCGCAUCAAUGCGCGCCCCACCUCGGAAGUGGUGACACAGGAACUGCAGAUGUUCCGUCAACGCAUUGGAGACGCGCUGUACCUCUUGAAUGCUUCGUCCAAGCUCACAUCAGAGCUGAAAGCGCAACUAGUUGCGUGGCUGGCGCCAUAG
Messenger RNA from Monosiga brevicollis MX1, 2778 nucleotides. RefSeq lists its product as uncharacterized. Gene Ontology annotation, biological process: N-glycan processing; carbohydrate metabolic process. The coding region runs from base 1 to 2778 and encodes 925 amino acids. The transcript is spliced from 26 exons. Gene Ontology annotation, molecular function: alpha-glucosidase activity. The record is from RefSeq and is a predicted model, not a curated record. Lineage: Eukaryota; Choanoflagellata; Craspedida; Salpingoecidae.